This is a messenger RNA of Danaus plexippus (monarch butterfly), 2367 nucleotides long. Its product is annotated as facilitated trehalose transporter Tret1-like. Lineage: Eukaryota; Metazoa; Arthropoda; Insecta; Lepidoptera; Nymphalidae. Bases 66 to 635 code for a protein of 189 amino acids. Gene Ontology annotation, molecular function: transmembrane transporter activity. Gene Ontology annotation, cellular component: membrane. The transcript has 3 exons. The record is from RefSeq and is a predicted model, not a curated record. Gene Ontology annotation, biological process: transmembrane transport.
UAAGAAAUAACAGAAAAGCAUUCCGACUGACGACGAUUAACAUUUUCCAACAAUUCAGUGGUGUGAUGGCCGUCGUAUUUUUUUUCCCUAGAAUAUUUGAAUUAGCCGGCUCAAAAAUAGAAGGAAAUCUUGGAAUGAUAAUUAUUGGAUGUUUUCAAUUAAUGGGAAGCACCGUGACCCCUAUUUUUAUUGAAAAGAUAGGGAGAAAGGUCAUCUUGAUGAUCUCCUGUGCAAUUUGUUGUUUGUCUAUGUUCACGCUGGGAUUAUAUUUUUAUUUGUUGGAAAUUGAAAAUCCAGGGAUACAAAAUGUAUCUUGGUUGCCAGUUGUAGUUCUUACAAUUUUCUUCCUUGGAUUUGAUUCAGGUCUAGCAAUCAUACCGAGUGUCUUGAUGGGUGAGAUGUUUACGCCAAAUGUUAGGAGCUGUGGUUCAACAUUAACGAUCACAGUGAGCGGGUUAAUUGGUUUCCUGGUUACGACAGUUUUUGGAACGAUAAUUAACGACGUUGGUCCAUUCAUUCCAUUUUGGGUCUUUUCCUGUACUACUGGUCUUGCUUUCUUAUUCACCAUAUUUUUCAUUCCCGAAACUAAGGGUAAAAGUUUGUUAGAAAUACAAAUGGAUUUGGACAAAAUAUAGCAACACAUAUGCCACGGCCAUAAAACAUAAUGUUUGGUUAUUCCUGCUGUUAUUUCACUAAGAGUUUAAUUCUAUGUGAACAGUAACAUAAAUGUUAUUAUAUCUUUCUUAAAAUUUAAUUUGUAAUAUAUGUUGAUCGAACACUAAGGAUAUAAUUACGAAAACAACGCAUAGUGAACCUUAAAGAGGUUGUAUAAAUUUUCUUCCAAUGUACAAAAAUACCCGUAAAAUUAUUUUUAAAUGUAAACUGUCAGACAACAAGUUACAGAAACAUAAUAUAGGAAGAUAAUUUUACAUUUUACUAUAGAGAGAAAAGAAUAGAAAUAUAGAAGUCGGUAACAAGAAUCUUAAAUUGCUUCUUAUAUAUAAUAUUCUUAAUUAUAAGUUUCCACCGACCUCUAGGCAUUCAACAGUAUGAUUUCUCCUCUUUUGUUUUGGGAUGCCCAAAUGCAUCGUAAGGUUUUAUAUUUAUUUAGUAUUACAUUUUUCUGAACACCUUAUUGUACUGGCUUAUAUCGAGCAACAUUGAGUUAAAUACGUAAAAUUCUUUAGAUUAAUUUUUGAGUUUUUGUUUGACUUAUGCAUUACCUUAAAGAUAUCAAUCAUUACAUUUACGACAAGGAUAUGGCUAGUAGGAUAUUAUUGAAUGCAAUAAUUAAUUUAUAUUUUAGUUAAAUUUAUUUCAUUAAACUUAUACCUAUGUUUGGUACAUUCCCUAUUUUUCAAAAUAUUUUCUUUAUCAAAUUCUUAUGUAUAUCAUUUACAUGCAUUUAAGUAUUUGUGUAAAAUUUACCAAUACAUUUAGCUCUUUAUAAUCUCAUCACUUUAUAUUUCUUUCUUGUGUUCUGAUACGUUUAAAAGUUUUUAUAAAAUUACUUCUAAACAAAAGCAACCUUUCACGAAAGUGCACGACUGCAUUUCUAUCCAACGUAUGAAAACUGGUAUAUAAAACAUUCUACCUCCAUCAGGUUUUGUGUUAAACAUCAACCUCAAUGAUCGCGUUAUAGAAUAUUAAGUUUUUAUAAAUUAAAUGACUGUUACAUACUUCGUCAUAGAAUUGCAAUGAAUUAAAAUGAAUUGUAUUCUGGUCCUAUGGUAUGAUUGAUAAUUAUUGAUAUUCCAAACGAUAUUAAAAUAUAUAUAUACAUAUAUUUUAUAUGAAAGUAAAAUAAUUGACCGAUAAUGUUCAGUUUUAUUAUUAUAAUACAAAAAAUGUCUCACUUAGAGUUCGUAUAUUAAACAACAAUUCUUUCUCAAUAUUUCUAGUUCAAUUUUUUUUAAUAUCCUUAAGUUUAAGAGCAUAAAUGAUAAGUAUUUAUUGCAUUAACAUAAUAUUUUAACGAAUUUAUUAUUUUUGAUUUUUUUCGACUUCAAUUUUUUUAAUUUUCAUUCGCGAUAGAUUUAUAAUAUUAUCGCAAUAAAAAUAUUACAAUAGUGGUGUAAAAACGACGUUUCAAAAAGCACUUUUUAGUACUUUAUCACUGUCUAUUGUAAAUUUAUUUCUACAAAUAAACUACUACAUUUAAUUUAUAUGAGACGUAUAUUGUGUUAACUGUCUUAUUUAAAGGUUUGCCAACUUAUAAACUGUACAUAUUGUAUGUAUUGUAUCAAGAGCCUAUACAAUAAAAUUGUUGUUUUGGUUUUAAUACUAUCUGUUGCGUAUGCAUUUAUCUAUGUUUGCGGGCUGCGUCCCGCGUGCUGUCUUUCUUUUAAUAAAGCAAUUAAUGUGCAA